CGCCCAACAGAAGAUUUGUCGUGAUGAACAUCUGGUGAAGAUAUGGCGCCAGAGUGGCACAGUACCCAAUGGCAGCAGCAGCAGCAGCAAAGUGAUGACACCCACCAAAGCUACCGUCUUCUUCUUCCUCCGCCCAUAACUUUCCAUGCUGUUAUCUUUGAAUGGUAUAAAAUAUGCAACUUGCUGACUCCCUCUAGCCCAUUUCCUCUUACUUUCCUCUCCCAAAAAAACCAGUUCACUCCAUAUAGAUAAUCAUAAUCAUUCAUCAUCCACCAAAUCCCAACUCACCCAGCACAAGACGAAGCCGCUCUUCCUUCCUUCCUUAGCUGGUAAUUAACCUCUAGCCUCCAAUUAAUCUGUGUGUGAUCCUUCUAUCCCUGUCUGCUUUUCCUGCUUGUUCUGAAGUUCUGGGCCAUUUGGGUCUUUUGCAACUAAUGGAGAAUCUUACUUAUGAGAGGGUAAAGUUCGGUUCUUUGUAUUUUUUUAUAGGAAAAGUUGAGUUCUUUUGGUUUUUAUGCCGAUCCUGGUAGUCAGAAUUUCGUUUAUUGGGUCUGUCUAGCUCGGUGAAAAUCGAAAUUGGCGAUAUGGGAUAAGAGAAUUUUGUAAGCAAUUUCGAGAAUUCCAGCAAAUUUCAUGCCUAUGGGAACAUCCCAAUGAUGCUACAAUUGCUAAGAGAAAGUAGUCAAGUUAAGGCCUUUUGUGUCAGACAGAAUCAAACCAAUUCUUAGACUGACUAGUGUUUUGUUUCUGUAAGAGUUGAGUUUCAACAGUGCAAGUCUUUCUUGUUGGUUGCUUGAUUCAUUAUGUGAUCAAGUAAAGAGUUGUUGGAUGGCUUCAUAUCAUCCCAAUCUAGCUGCAACAUCCUACCAUAUAUCUGGAGAUCCGUCCAUUCUUCAAUAUCCUACCUUAUAAUCCGGUUCAGGUCAGGUUAGCCAUCACUUCCCUUAGUCCUCUUCCUGUGAGGCAUACCUCAUUUUGGAAGCAAUCAGAGGUUCAUGUUUCAAGUUUAUACUCUUGUGUCAGCAUUGGCUAUCCGCUCGAUUUGGUUGUGCAAAAGGUUCACUGCCUUCUCAAGAACUCAGAACAGUCCAAUUUCUCCUCGAAAAUUCACCCCAUAAAGCCAAGUUGCAGAGCUCAUUAUAUCAUCCACAGUUUGAUCUUUGUUGAGUGUGUUGCCUAAGUUUAGCGAGAAGCAGUUCGUACUUCAACUAAGCUAAGCUAUAGAGAGGUGGUAAUGGCAAAGUGAGGGUUGUCUUCUCUUGUUUAUAUAGCUCUAUUUCAUCACAUUUUGAAUGAUGCCUUUCUGUUCCAAAUACUGCUACUAGGCAUGUUCAGCGAGUAAAGUGUGUUUGUUGAGGUCUUACGUUACUUCUAUAAGCUCAUCACCAUUAGCCCUCAUACUCGGUUUCCUUUCAUAAUUCGCCUUGUUGCUGCAAUAUAUAUACAUGUAAUAAUUCCUGCUCGUCCGGUUGACACCAAAUUAAAUGCUUCCUGCUGCAUAAUAAUGCAGGGUGAGAUAGACAGAAAAAGGAAAAUGGCAGGCAUAGCAACAGCAGAAGCGUGCGACUCGAACGCCCCACUCCUGGCGAGUGGCGACCUCCGAGUCCUCCACCCGGUGUUCACCAUCUACGGGCAGAGCCGCAUGUUCUCUGGCCCCAUCGUGACGCUCAAGGUGUUCGAGGACAACGUCCUGGUGAGGUCGAUGCUGGAGACCAGAGGGGAGGGGCGAGUCCUGGUGGUGGAUGGCGCGGGGAGCAUGAGGUGCGCCCUCGUAGGGGGCAACCUCGGCCAGCUGGCUCAGAACAACGGAUGGGCCGGGAUCGUGGUGAACGGAUGCAUACGAGACGUGGACGAGAUCAAUGCCUGCGACAUCGGGGUCAGGGCGCUGGCUUCCCACCCCAUGAAGUCCAACAAGAGAGGGCAUGGGGAGAAAGGCGUGAACGUGCACAUUGCCGGAACUCUGAUCCGUGAUGGGGAGUGGCUCUAUGCGGAUAGCGACGGCAUUCUCGUGUCCAAAUCCGAGCUCUCCGUUUGAAAAGAAUGAAUGGAAGAAAGAAUUCGCCUUCGUUGUUGCUUUGCUUCAAACAAUGUAAUAACACUAUGGAGAAAGGUAUAAACCAAACUUGGAAGGACAAGGCCAGGCCACCCUUUUUUUUUUUCUCUUCAGAUUCUGUUUACUGUAUCUGCCAAACCGGUCAGGUGGGCAAUUGAAGACGGGUUUCGGCCUAUCCCUUCUGGAAAAGAAACGCCGGCGGAGAGGUUAGAAGGUGGUGGUAUGCUGCUGCAUUCCAUUUAUCUAACACCCACAUUUAUCUACUCGCUCGAUCGGCUUUCCCAAGUCCCCCAUUCCCUUUAGUUUGUUAACAUUUUGGCGGUUAACAUCUACUCGCUGAGUGCUGACUCUCUCGAGACUCUUAACCCAUUUCCUCCUCCUCCUAGCUAGCUCCUCAUGUGUUGGAGGCUCGAUCUUUGUCCCUCCUCAUAGAUAAUCAUCAUCAUCUGCCAAAUCACCGGCCAGCAAAAUCAAAUAUGUGUGUGUGU
Messenger RNA from Linum trigynum, 2541 nucleotides. NCBI's taxonomy places the organism in Eukaryota, Viridiplantae, Streptophyta, Magnoliopsida, Malpighiales, Linaceae. The record is from the annotation of a GenBank genome assembly.